CUCUCUCUCUCUCUCUCUUUUUUAAAAUUAUCUUUGCACCUUCUAAAGGACUAGCCGAACUAGAGUUUGGGAAGUGAUCACCAUCCAUUUUAGCUUUCAAAUGUAGAAGCAAGGGAGUCAGACUGCUGCUAUCGGUGAACAAUCUGAAAAGGAUGAUGCAGACUUCAUUUUGUCCCUUCUCCCCCCUAAAUGCACGACAGGAUUGAUCUGUAAGCUAAGCUCCGCUCUGCAUCCGUAUCUCCUUGCGAAUUGUAUUGUCUCUGGGAUCAGAAAUGAUUUUCUCGGAUAUGAACAGCGUUUCUGGCUCCCCCAAGAUGCACCCUCCUAAUGGGACCCGGUUCUAUACUUUUCAAGAAUUUGCUGCUCUAACAAAGGAGUUAAGUGCAUGCAGGGAGCAAUUGCUGGAAAAGGAAGAGGAAAUUUCUGAACUUAAAGCUGAAAGAAACAAUACAAGAUUGUUACUGGAACAUUUGGAGUGCCUUGUUUCAAGACACGAAAGAUCUCUGAGAAUGACGGUGGUGAAACGACAGGCUCAGUCUCCAUCAGGCGUUUCCAGUGAGGUGGAGGUUCUCAAGGCACUGAAAUCUCUGUUUGAGCAUCACAAGGCUUUGGAUGAAAAGGUAAGGGAACGGCUGAGGGUUUCUUUAGAAAGAGUCUCUGCACUGGAAGAAGAAGUAGCUGCUGCUAACCAGGAGAUUGUUGCCUUGCGUGAACAAAAUGCACAUAUUCAAAGAAAAAUGGCAUCUGGAGAAGGGUCCACAGAGUCAGAACAUAUCGAUGGAAUGGAACCCGGGCAGAAGGUUCAUGAAAAGCGUUUGUCCAAUGGUUCUAUAGACUCUACCGAUGACACUAGUCAAGUGGUGGAACUUCAGGAAUUGCUCGAAAAGCAAAAUUAUGAAAUGGCACAAAUGAAAGACCGCUUGGCAGCCCUUUCUUCUCGAGUUGGAGAAGUAGAGCAGGAAGCCGAGACAGCAAGAAAGGAUCUCAUUAAAACAGAAGAAAUGAACACUAAAUAUCAGCGGGAUAUUAGAGAGGCUAUGGCACAGAAAGAAGAUAUGGAAGAAAGAAUCACUACCCUUGAAAAGCGCUACCUCAGUGCCCAGAGGGAAUCCACCUCCAUACAUGAUAUGAAUGAUAAACUCGAAAAUGAACUGGCAAAUAAGGAGGCGAUUCUUCGUCAGAUGGAAGAAAAGAACCGGCAGCUGCAGGAACGCCUAGAACUGGCUGAACAAAAGCUGCAGCAGACAAUGCGAAAAGCUGAGACAUUACCAGAAGUAGAGGCUGAAUUGGCUCAGAGAAUCGCAGCACUUACUAAGUCUGAUCCAACCUCUUCUACCUCAUCCGAUGAUUAUCAAUAUGUUAUGGAAGCUAAACUACAAGAAUUGAUCUCCAUACGUAGGAAGGCUGAAGAAAGGCAUGGAAAUAUUGAAGAACGCAUGAGACACUUGGAAGGUCAGCUUGAAGAGAAGAACCAAGAACUUCAGAGAGCUAGACAGAGAGAGAAAAUGAAUGAAGAACACAACAAAAGGUUAUCCGAUACUGUGGACAGACUUCUGACAGAAUCCAAUGAACGUCUGCAGCUGCACUUAAAAGAAAGGAUGGCAGCUCUAGAGGAGAAGAAUGUUUUAAUUCAAGAAUCUGAAAACUUCAGAAAAAAUCUGGAAGAAUCUUUACAUGAUAAGGAACGAUUAGCUGAAGAAAUUGAAAAACUGAGAUCAGAACUUGAUCAGAUGAAAAUAAGAGCAGGUUCUUUAAUUGAACCUACAUUAACACGAACUCACAUAGACACCACAGCAGAGUUGCGAUAUUCCGUAGGUUCACUUGUUGAUAGCCAGCCUGACUACAGAUCCACUAAAGUGAUAAGAAGACCGAGGAGAGGGCGAAUGGGAGUCCGAAGAGAAGAACCCAAGGCUAAAUCACUUGGGGAGCAUGAGUGGAACAGAACUCAGCAGAUUGGAGUUUUGAGUAGCCAUCCAUUUGAAAGUGACACCGAGAUGUCUGAUAUCGAUGAUGAUGACAGAGAAACUAUUUUUAGCUCCAUGGACCUUUUGUCUCCAACUGGACAUUCUGAUGCCCAAACACUAGCCAUGAUGCUUCAAGAACAGCUAGAUGCAAUCAAUAAAGAAAUCAGGUUAAUUCAGGAAGAAAAAGAAUCGACGGAACUGCGUGCCGAAGAAAUAGAGAAUAGAGUGGCCAGCGUGAGCCUGGAAGGUUUGAACCUAGCGAGGGUCCACCCAGGUACAUCUAUCACCGCCUCAGUAACAGCUUCAUCCCUGGCAAGCUCAUCACCUCCCAGUGGCCAUUCAACUCCUAAACUCACUCCUCGCAGCCCGGCCCGGGAAAUGGAUCGAAUGGGAGUUAUGACACUGCCAAGUGAUCUAAGGAAACAUCGACGAAAGAUUGCAGUGGUGGAAGAAGACGGUCGUGAAGAUAAAGCGACAAUAAAAUGUGAAACCUCUCCACCUCCCACACCUCGAGCUGUCCGAAUGACUCACACCCUUCCUUCUUCCUACCACACAGAUGCCCGAAGCAGUUUGUCUGUGUCUCUGGAACCAGAAAGCCUUGGUCUUGGCAGUGUCAACAGCAGUCAGGACUCACUCCAUAAAGCCCCCAAGAAGAAAGGAAUAAAAUCCUCAAUAGGACGUUUGUUUGGCAAAAAGGAAAAGGCCCGACUUGGACAGCUCAGAGGCUUUAUGGAAACAGAAGCUGCAGCACAAGAAUCUCUAGGUUUAGGCAAACUUGGAACUCAAGCAGAAAAAGACAGAAGAUUAAAGAAAAAGCACGAACUCUUGGAAGAAGCCCGGAGAAAGGGGUUGCCUUUUGCCCAGUGGGAUGGUCCUACAGUUGUUGCAUGGCUAGAGUUGUGGCUGGGAAUGCCGGCGUGGUAUGUGGCAGCUUGCCGGGCCAACGUGAAGAGUGGGGCCAUCAUGUCGGCGUUGUCGGACACCGAAAUCCAGAGAGAAAUCGGCAUCAGCAAUCCCCUCCACCGCCUGAAACUGCGGCUGGCCAUCCAGGAGAUGGUUUCCCUCACCAGCCCCUCAGCUCCUCCCACCUCUCGAACACCCUCAGGCAACGUUUGGGUGACGCACGAAGAAAUGGAAAACCUUGCGGCUCCCGCCAAAACGAAGGAAUCAGAAGAAGGAAGUUGGGCCCAGACUCUGGCCUACGGUGACAUGAACCACGAGUGGAUCGGUAAUGAAUGGCUUCCCAGCUUGGGUUUACCUCAGUAUAGAAGUUACUUCAUGGAAUGUCUGGUAGAUGCAAGAAUGUUAGAUCACCUGACGAAAAAAGAUCUCCGUGUCCAUUUAAAGAUGGUGGAUAGUUUUCAUCGAACAAGUUUACAGUAUGGCAUCAUGUGCUUAAAGAGGCUGAAUUACGACAGGAAAGAACUGGAAAGGAGGCGAGAGGCAAGCCAACAUGAAAUAAAAGAUGUGCUGGUAUGGAGCAAUGAUCGAGUCAUCCGUUGGAUUCAAGGAGUUGGGCUACGAGAAUAUGCAAAUAAUGUUCUCGAAAGUGGCGUCCACGGAUCGCUUAUAGCCCUCGACGAGAACUUCGACUACAGCAGUUUAGCUUUAUUAUUACAGAUACCAACACAAAACACACAGGCAAGACAGAUUCUUGAAAGGGAAUACAACAAUCUCUUGGCCCUGGGAACUGAGAGGAGACUGGAUGAAAGCGAUGACAAGAACUUCAGGCGAGGCUCCUCGUGGAGAAGACAGUUUCCUCCCCGUGAGGUACACGGAAUCAGUAUGAUGCCUGGAUCUGCGGAAACACUGCCAGCGGGAUUCAGAUUAACUACAACAUCUGGGCAGUCACGGAAAAUGGCAACAGAUGUUGCUUCAUCGAGAUUGCAGAGGUUAGACAGCUCUACCGUUCGUACAUACUCAUGUUGACAAGCCUAUCAAAGAAGACAGCACUGAACUGCUAUGUCAUCUUUUCAGUCUACUCCACCUGAAGUGCACUAUCACCUUAGAAGAGAAGCAGUAAAACCAUUUGGACAAUGGGAAAUAAAUACUAGUAAAGGUUUAUUAAGGUAAAAAUGUUAUGAUCUUUUCAUGCUAAAUUAUUGUUUCAUUUACUACAAUUCUGAAAAUACAUCAUUUUUAAAAGCAUCACCUAAAUUCAAAAGAUAUGUACACUAGAUGCUUUUGUGAAAUGGAGCCAUUCAUUUUACACAUUGUUCCAUCUGUUUUAUUGUGUAAUAUACUAGACACAUUUAUGUAUUACCGUGUGUUUCUUUUAAAAGUGUAAGUCUUAUGUAAAUGUAUAUAAAUAUGAUUUUUUAAAAAUAAAAUUUAUGGUUCAUGGAGUCUGGGUGCAAACACUUGACAAUUCCAAGUCAGUACUCCUGUUUGUAUCUUUCCAUUCCACCAUUUUUACAGUUUUUGAAUUGUAACAGUCUAAUGAAUAUGUUUAGCAACGUUAGAAGCUUCAACAUGUUCCUCCUCAAAGUCUGUCAAAGCUGAACACCUGCCUCUGGUUAGAUAUAAUAGAGAACGAUUUGACCUGGAUCCCAAAUGGAAUUCAACUCAAAUCAGAAAUGUCAGAACCCUACCGAAAAGCACUGAUGGCUCAUUCUCUUUUUCAACGUGAAACAAACUGUUUACAGGAAUCAAAAACAAGUACUAAAAAGGUUUAUAAAGACAAACUUACACUCUAUUGUUACCUGUGGACCAAGAAAGAGACCUUCUUCGCUAAGAAUUGCAUUUUCAUUCUGAGAUCUUCAAUCGCCAGCCAACAUUGGAUAGUGACUCUCCACCGCUACAAAGAGUCUGAUGUUCAAAUUCCUAAUGUACAAAAAAAAAAAAAAAAGAAACCCUCCUCUUUCUUUCUUGUAAUGGGGCAUUAGUCAGACCCAUGGCCAAUGUUAUAUGCUUUUAGCCAAGAUGGCCUUGUUGAGACUUCACUGAAGUCCAGUUUAUCAGAGGAAGUAACUGAAAGACAGAAUGAUAAACAUAUAUAGUAUAAAAGUACAGAAGAACAACUGUUCUGUGGCUUUAUUUGGUGGUGUUACUGUUGUUUAUUCUUUGUUUAUAUGGGAAAUUUUAAAGUAAAGCCUAUUCAAUACUGUCACUUAUCUAUUUGCUCAGUUUUUGCUGCUUGAUCUUACUAAGCUCAAGAUCUGUCUUUUAGUUAUUUCUUUCUGCCAUUUGAGUUGCAAUGUUUGCACGUUCAUAAACAUUUGUUUCGUUGUCUUUUUGUUCAACAGAUUUCAGUCAAAAAGGUAAUGGUGAGAAUUUUUCCCCCACUGUCAAUAAAAAAAAGCAAACCUA
This is a messenger RNA of Ornithorhynchus anatinus (platypus), 5273 nucleotides long. It is a transcript of the gene PPFIA2, whose product is annotated as PTPRF interacting protein alpha 2. NCBI's taxonomy places the organism in Eukaryota, Metazoa, Chordata, Mammalia, Monotremata, Ornithorhynchidae. The transcript is spliced from 31 exons. The coding region runs from base 273 to 3893 and encodes 1206 amino acids. Gene Ontology annotation, biological process: synapse organization. Gene Ontology annotation, molecular function: protein binding. Gene Ontology annotation, cellular component: presynaptic active zone. The record is from RefSeq and is a predicted model, not a curated record.